Molecule: messenger RNA, 663 nt
Organism: Rhizoctonia solani
Lineage: Eukaryota; Fungi; Basidiomycota; Agaricomycetes; Cantharellales; Ceratobasidiaceae
Exons: 5
Coding region: 1-663 (220 amino acids)
Source: RefSeq, a predicted model, not a curated record
AUGCUGUUCAACCGCUUUUUGCCUAUCGCUGCCCUCAUUUCGUUUGGCGCGCCAAUCCUCGCUGCACCAAUCUCAUUUCCCAGAGCUACUGGAUUGAGUGCUGCAGAACUACAAGAGGAAUGCGAUAAAAUGUAUACAGAGCUCGAAGACGCUAUAGCUCGUCAAAGCAUGGGUCUUUCCAUCAGUUCCGAGGAGCUCUCUGCGCCCAAGGAGCGCACCGCAGCCAAUAGCUCUAUGGCGGCAGUUUUUGUCACGGCGCAGAGUAAAAUGGACAGCUUACAGUCCGAAAUAGAUCAAGUAAUGGCUGGCCCGAUAGGUUCUAUGGAGGGGAAGAUCGGAAAAAUCAUGAUCGAGAUCGACACCGAGGUCAAGCAAGUACACUCAGGAGUCAAGUCGUUUAUUGGCGCCGAGUCUAGUGUCGUGUAUGGAAACCCGGAUGGAGGCGCACUGCUUACCACCCAACUUGCUAACCGCGUUCUACCCUUCUACAUUCUUAUUACCGUCAAGAAUAUUAGUGGCUAUACUUUCACAUCUGCACAACAGAGCAUUCGCAAAGACAUCACCGCUAUGAAGAAGACUCUAUCCAUUGUUUCAUCUGAGCUUGCUGACGAGGUUUCAAGCACGAUACUCAUAUCUAGCAUAGGAUAUACAUCCCUUGCUUAG